UGCAGUGCCUCUCGCUCAGUGCGCCCAGCUACAUGUGUCGGGUGGUGGCCACAAGCAGAAAGCGAGGCGGAAAACCUGCUCUUUAGGGACAUUUUUCAUUUAUGAACCCAUCAUUUACAAAGUGAGUCCAGAGGAUUGCAGCAAAGAUGGACGACAUUGACGCCAUGUUUACUGACAUGCUGGAGGAGAUGGAUCUCCUCACACAGAGCCUGGAAACUGAAAUUACAGAGCCUAAGCCCCCCUCCAACUCUAGCUCUAAGUCCAACUCCAUGCAGGACCUCAACUUUUCCAUCGGCUUCACAGAUCUGAAUGCAUCCCUAAAUGAACUGGAGGACAACGACCUGGACGCUUUAAUGGCCGAUCUGGUGGCUGACCUGAGCGCCACAGAAGAAAAGUUUGCAGCAGAGAGAGGGAGUGUAAAGCCUCAGCCGCCCCCAGCUGUAACAGUUCCAGCAGCUCACUUUGCCCCUGCUGCCCCCUUAGCCCCUCCUACUCAUGUCCCACAUUCUGCCCCUGGUGCUCCACCACCUUCAAAGCCUAAGAACGAACUACCCCCUUGCCCUGCUAGUAACGCCCCUAAUCUCACUUCAAACACUUCAGUACCACCCCCGCCUGCAGUGAGCUCCAAAGCAUCUGCGGAGGAUGUAGAGGCCCAGAUGAAAGCAGACAAGAUUAAACUCGCCCUGGAAAAGCUGAAAGAAGCCAAAGUGAAGAAGUUGAUAGUGAAGGUGGAGAUAAAGGAUGGCGGCUCUAAGACGCUGAUGGUGGACGAGAGACAGAUGGUGAGAGAUGUGAUUGACAACCUGUUUGAAAAAACACACUGCGAUGGAAAUGUGGACUGGUGCCUGUGUGAGACCAACCCAGAGCUACAGACAGAGCGUGGCUUUGAGGACCAUGAGAACCUGGUGGAGCCUCUGUCAGCCUGGACACGAGACAGUGAAAACAAAGUCAUUUUUCAUGAGAGGAAAGACAAGUACGAAAUUUUCAAAAACCCACAGAACUUCUACAUGUGGAAGAAGGAUAAGAAGUCACUUAAGGACAUGAAAGACAAAGAAAAGGAGCUACUUCUGGAGGAGCAUUUCUGCGGGACCUCUGUAAUCGUUCCUGACCUAGAGGGGGUGCUGUAUCUGAAGGAGGAGGGGAAGAAAUCCUGGAAACAACGCUAUUUCCUGCUGAGGGCUUCUGGAAUGUAUUACAUACCCAAAGGGAAGACCAAGUCCUCCCGGGACCUGCAGUGCCUGGUGCAGUUCGACAAUAUGAACGUGUACUACUGCAAAGACUACAAAAUCAAAUACAAAGCUCCUACUGACUUCUGCUUCAUUCUCAAGCAUCCUCAGAUCCAGAAGGAGUCUCAGUACAUCAAGUACCUGUGCUGUGAUGACCACUGGACCAUGACCUUGUGGGUGACGGGAAUCCGUAUUGCUAAGUAUGGCAAAAUGUUGUAUGAGAACUAUAAGAAUGCAGAGAGGAAAAGCUCAUCGCUGUCUUCAGUUUGGUCCAACCGGAACCUCCAGCCAAGUCCAUCAACCUCCAACGCCUCCACCCCUUCCCCAACACCAAAAGCCAAAGCUGCCAAUGGACACCCUCCUCAGCAUCACUCAGAGCCAGUGGCCAAGGGCCCCAGCAACCAGUCAUCUUUUCCACCACCUCCAGCCCCAGUGGACAUCCUACCACCUCCCCCUCCCGACCCUACACUUCCUCCUCCACCCCCACCUCCACCUGCCUGGGCCAUGCCUGUGAAGAAAGAGCCAAAUCCACCUCGCUCCGCCCCGCAGCACUCACAGCCGGCCUUCCCUCCUCCUCCGCCGAUGGACUUCCCGCCUCCGCCACCUCUGAGCGACGAUGCAGAGCUACCUCCUGACUUCCUACCCCCACCUCCUCCAGUUAUGGGGGGAUUUAUGAGUGCAGACCUUCCUCCACCACCUCCAGAUCCAUUCCAUACUGCUCUUCCACCUCCACCAGCUCCCUUCAACCCACCAGCGGCGGCUGGUGGAGAUCUGCCUCCACCCCCUCCGCCUCCACCACCUCCACCUGCCUCUGGUGCACUCCAUCCAACCGCCUCACAGAGAAGAGUCGGCCCCCCACCUCCAAAGAGGACUACACCAACUCUAUCGGCGCCAUCUGGUGGCGAUUUCAUGUCAGAACUGCAGAAAGCCAUGCAGAAAAAGCGAGGGGGGCAAGGACAAUGACCAGGUUUUGGGAAGAGCAGUGUGACUUUUAUAUUAGGCUAUAUAUUUUUUUUUGGACAGGACAUUUUUUUGGCCUCUUGUUCAUAAUAAAUGCUAUGUAUGCUGCAAAUAUUUGUAGCUUUUUCUCUGAACAUUUUAAUGAUCUACCAAUUCUACACUGUUUCAACUGUUAUUUUGAUGGACAACCAGCUGAAAGAGGGCAAAGGGGGUUGAAAUAUUAUAAUAAAUGUAUAAUAAAAUGCUCUUUUGACUGGAUAAAGAAGAACAACCCAGGCCCAUUCUUGAAUACAUUUUAAUGCAUUAAACAUGGAAUCUUUUACUACAAUAAAUAAUUACAACUGGA
Pygocentrus nattereri (red-bellied piranha) is the source of this 2532-nucleotide messenger RNA. It is a transcript of the gene apbb1ip, whose product is annotated as amyloid beta (A4) precursor protein-binding, family B, member 1 interacting protein. NCBI's taxonomy places the organism in Eukaryota, Metazoa, Chordata, Actinopteri, Characiformes, Serrasalmidae. Gene Ontology annotation, biological process: signal transduction. Gene Ontology annotation, cellular component: cytosol; plasma membrane. The transcript has 14 exons. The coding region runs from base 147 to 2189 and encodes 680 amino acids. The record is from RefSeq and is a predicted model, not a curated record.